This is a messenger RNA of Meriones unguiculatus (Mongolian gerbil), 1447 nucleotides long. RefSeq names its product TIMELESS interacting protein (gene Tipin). Gene Ontology annotation, molecular function: DNA binding. The record is from RefSeq and is a predicted model, not a curated record. Bases 269 to 1132 code for a protein of 287 amino acids. Gene Ontology annotation, biological process: DNA replication checkpoint signaling; replication fork arrest; DNA damage response. Gene Ontology annotation, cellular component: replication fork protection complex; nucleus. The transcript has 8 exons. NCBI's taxonomy places the organism in Eukaryota, Metazoa, Chordata, Mammalia, Rodentia, Muridae.
AUGGUGUCUCUUAAGCCCCAGCUGUCCUGGGAGUUGUUGGCCUCAAUUCAGAGAUCUGUCUGCCUCUGCCUCCUGAGUGCUGGAAUUAACAUGUGUCCCAUAGCAUCCAGCUCUACCAGAGUCCUUAAACUGAAUUCAGCGUGAUGUCAGCUUUACAUUUUCAAAAGUUCAGUCCAGCUGUAUUACGAAUUUGUUGAAAGAGGCAGAGGAAUGGAAAUAAUGGUGUGCUUGAAACAAGAAGUAUUGGGAAGUGAUCAUAGAGGAAAAGAUGUUAGAGCAAGAAGAAAAUGGUUUCUUUGACAUGCCAGAUUAUGAACAUACAGAAGAUGAAACUUUUCCUCCCUUCCCACCUCCAGCCUCUCCAGAGAGAGAUCGUGCAGAAGCUGAACCUGAUGAAGAAUCAGGGAGUGGAGCACCUGUUCCUGUGCCGCCAAAGAGAACAGUUAAAAGGAAUCUACCCAAGUUAGAUGCCACUAGAUUAACUUCAGAGAGAGGGCUUCCAGCCUUAAGGCAUGUAUUUGAUAAGGUAAAAUUCAAGGGGAAAGGCCAUGAGGCUGAAGACUUGAAAACGCUAAUCAGACACAUGGAGCACUGGGCACAUAGGCUAUUCCCCAAACUGCAGUUUGAAGAUUUUAUUGACAGAGUUGAAAACCUAGGAAAUAAAAAGGAGGUUCAGACCUGUUUAAAACGAAUUCGACUUGAUCUCCCUAUUGUACAUGAAGAUUUUGUUAACAAUAAUGAUGAAGUUGAGGAAACUAACAACCUCGAUGCAACUACUGCUGGAUUUGAUCCCUUUGUGACAAGUUCAUCUGACAGCAAGAAUUUGGCUUCUGAAUCAAGUAGAAGCCUAACAGAAGAGCAGCAACAGAGAAUUGAGAGAAAUAAACAGCUGGCCUUGGAAAGAAGGCAGGCAAAGCUACUGAGUAAUAGCCAGUCCCUAGAAAAUGACGUGUUAAUGAGUACAUCCUGGGCACCGACAGUUGAGAGCAGUAUUGGUGAGGAUCAAGAGGAGUCAAAUGGAUUAAACACAGACACUGCAAAUGGUCCACCUGAUGUUCCUUCUGCCAGUACAAAUGAGGAGGAACAGUUCAAAGAAGAGGAAACACAGCUGGACCAUAGUAACUCAGACUAAUCCAGAAUGUUCCAAGGAGCCAGCCCUCCACAACAGAAUCCUGCAAAUAUGGAGUUAUUUGUAAUUUUUUUUUCUACUUUGUGUUAUAAGACUUCUGUGGAUUCCUCUUUAAAAUACAGUGACUUUGUAAUUGUGUUUCCUAUUUUAGUAAGUCUAUUCUUUUUGGUGUUCUGUAUAAAUCUGCCUUUUUAAGUUAUUUUUAGUUUGCACUGAACUCUUUCUCACUAAAUUGAAUGAUGUUUUAAAAUGUAAAUAUGUACUGACUAUUAGGUCAGUUUUUAUAAAGAAAUAAAUGUAUUUUGCAAACUGUCAGAA